AGAGAGCGCUCUCAGCUGCAUUCCAUUUGUGUGAACUCAAGGGUCCAGCAUUGUGCCUUCUUAUGCGAAUGGUUCUUGGCGCAACGAGAGUAGAGGUACUGCAGCUUCUUAUGACUCGCGUGACACGUCCGUUAGAUCGACUUUGCUCUUUGAGCCGCGUAUCUUUGCUCUUCAUAAGCUACGGUAUCAGCAUAGCGUGACACUUACGUCGGAGCUCCUAGUAAGGUUUCUCGGGAUGGCCAGUGACUGUCUGCGAGAGCACCCGUCAUCUUCCAGAGGCGCAUCCUUCAAUGGAGGAUCGAUGAGGGAUUUGGUGGGUGCUGAUCUGGCAUCAAUCAAAGACGAUCGUUCUGCGUCGCGAGGGAACUCCUGCGGAUGCGGAGCGCUCGAGGCCUCGGUGUGCAUAUGCAGCAAAGACGCAUCGUCGCCAGUCCUCUCCCCUCUUAAAGACACGCCCACUGGGGGCAGUGCUACUACCAGUAGUAAGCGGCGAUCUCCGAAGCCCAGCAGCAGCUUCCGCUUCUUCGCGUCGUUCGGCCGGUCAGUCCAGAUCGAGAUCCCGGACGAUGGCGUUCCGCAACUGCCGGUGUCGCAGAGCCUGCCAGAGCCACCCACGGAUUCCGCCGCUCUAAACGACUCGAUGCGCGACCCGCGGAGCACGCUAGAGCUGUUCCACUCGGCGUCGCAGCCGCCUCUCUGGCAGCCCAGCUCGCCCGUCGGCGUCCGCAGCCGUUACGCGGAGGCCAUUCGGCAGCGCGCUCGGCGCGCAAUGGAGUCGGCGGAAACGAUGGACAGCGCGUGGGAGGACCUGCACGUCGCACAGGUCGCACAGAGCACGCCCACGUCGCCGUGCCGGUCGCCCAGCGGCGUCAAGAUGGUGUCGCCGAAGUCGCUCAGGCGCAUGCUCCUGUCGCCCGCGGCAUCGCGCAAAGCCAGCAGCGGCGGAGAGUUCUCGAGCAAGAGUGAGGGGAAGGGGAGAGCGUCCGGGUACGAGAGUAGGCGGCGGUCCGGCUCGCUCAGAGUGAGUGUUGAUGGUGCUGAAGGGGUGGACUGGUCGGGCGAACUGCUUGUGGCGUCUCAGAGGAAGCAGCAGCUUGCGUCGAGCCCUAAGAUGACUCGCAAUCUGACCAUUGACGUGCGGUAUGCGAGUGAGAGCGCUGACCACCCCUCGGACCUCGACUUCUUCUCCUCGGAGUGGGCUUUCCCCGUGUCACAGAGCAUGUCGUGCGUGCCAGGAGAGGCCACCGCUGAUUCCCCCCCGGAUUCCCCCACUGCGGCCGGCAGGCACAGCUGCAUGCCCGCUGUGGUGUCCUCCGGGCUGCGGAUCAUCUCCUCCUCGCGCUCCCCCUCCCUGCACCUCCCCUCCUUCUCCUCGCUCUCCCACGCCGCGGCUUCCCUCUCGUCCCCGCGCUCGCCCUCCCUGCACCUCCCCUCCUUGGCGUCCCUCGCACACCCCUCGCCCCGCUCCAAAGGCAAGCCUGCAGGUCACGGCUCAGAGGGCGCCCACGCAUACUCAGGACCGCUGAGCCCGCAGGUGUCGAGGCAGGUGCCGGCGUGGGAGAGCGAGGAGGUGGCGGCCGUGAGGCGGAGGCUGCCUGUGGGCGUGGGGGAGAUCGCCAUCCAUGCGCCCGCCGUGCCCGCUGCUGCUGUUGGUGUUGCUGGGAGGAAGUAGGGUGCUGUGAUGGAAGUGAGGGAGGAGUUUGGUGGCUAAGGAGUAGGGAUGGAGUGUGAGUGUGAUGCUUGAAAUGCCGGCUGCAGCUGUGGCUGUGAGGGCGAGGAGAUUGGGCAAGGGUGUGGUUGCAGGGGUCACCCGGUGUGGCACUCAGGGACACUCAUGCUGAGACCUUCCAACACCACCCUCCCCAUGCUGCUGGGCCGUGUCAAUAGGUGUGCUGGUGAUGGGCGGCACUAGAACAGGCAGGGGUGGCAUGGCACUAACAGGCGUGAGACAUUAUGUACGGCAGGCUGUUGAGACUGGUAAAGGGCAGCAUGGUCCUACAUCAUUUCUCACAGUUAUCUAAUCAUCACUAAUUGUUACAC
Molecule: messenger RNA, 2040 nt
Organism: Closterium sp. NIES-67
Lineage: Eukaryota; Viridiplantae; Streptophyta; Zygnematophyceae; Desmidiales; Closteriaceae
Source: the annotation of a GenBank genome assembly